This is a messenger RNA of Archocentrus centrarchus (flier cichlid), 1318 nucleotides long. RefSeq names its product interferon-induced protein 44-like. Lineage: Eukaryota; Metazoa; Chordata; Actinopteri; Cichliformes; Cichlidae. Gene Ontology annotation, biological process: immune response. The transcript is spliced from 8 exons. The coding region runs from base 70 to 948 and encodes 292 amino acids. The record is from RefSeq and is a predicted model, not a curated record.
UUUUGGAACGUUAAACUGGGUGUAACUUCACAUUCUGGCUUUGGCCUGCAGGCUCUGCACAGAGAAGUUAUGGGUUUGAGUCAAUCGAAACCUCCUCCUCCUCCUAUAUUUCUUGAUCAACCAUGGAGGCAGAUCAACUUUGGAAAUAACACAACUGAUCUGCAGUAUGUGGAGUACUACAAACCUCAGGCUGAAGAACAGCAGCUUAGGAUCCUCCUUCAUGGUCCGGUUGGAGCUGGAAAAUCCAGUUUUAUCAACUCUGUAAACAGUGUCUUCCAAAACCAAGUAUGUCGCCAUGCUUUGGUGCAAAACUCAGCUCAAGAUUGUUGCACCAAAGAGUACAGAACCUACAGGAUCCAAAGGGGAAACUCAAACAACUUUUACCCUUUUGUCCUAAAUGACAUGAUGGGACUGAAAAACGUCACCAGAAGAAACAGAAGGAUUCAUGUGAAAGAUGUCAAACGUGCGCUGAAGGGACACAUAAAAGAUGGCUACACGUUCAAUCCUGAAUGUAAAAUAUCAAAGGGUGACAGAUUCUACAACAGAGCUCCAACUGAAAACGACAAAGUGCACGUUUUGGUUUGUCUUGUUGAUGCCAACACUGUGUCUCUGAUGGGUGAUGACACUGUGGAAGCAAUAAAGGAUGUCAGAGAUGAAGCCGCUGAACUGGGAAUUCCACAGGUGGCAGUUUUCACCAAAAUAGACGAGGCUUUUCCUGAGAUAAACACAGAUGUGAAAAAUGUCUACAAGAGCAGAUCUCUGAAGGAAAAGAUUGAGAAGUUCAGUGCAGAUGUGGGCAUCCCUAUUCACAGCAUUUUCCCAGUGAAGAACUACCACUCAGAGACAGGAGUGAAUCCAGAUGUUAAUGCUAUAAUCCUCAACGCCCUGAGGCACAUCAUUGCAACUGGAGACGAUUCCCUCAACAGAAAGUUAAGAUUCCAAGUCUAGAUAUCCUUCACUGUACUGAAAGUAAGUUAUUGUCCGAGUGUUAAACUUUACAUGGUAAAUCAUGUGUGUGUAAAGCCUGGAUGCAUUAAAAUGUCCAAAAUUAAGAAAUUUAAAAUGUCAUAUAUCCGUGUAAAUUUACAUUUUGAGUUUUAAGACUGGUAGGAAAAGGAUAAUGCUUAAGAUGUGAUUUGUAAUUGUUUCCUAUUAAAGUUAAGUGUAUGUUAACUGAUUUAGCCAUGAAAUCUGGGUAGUAACUAAAAGAAUGAGGCUCCAGAUACAAGUGACAGAAAUGAACUUCCUCCAAAGGGUGGCUUCUAAUUGUUUCAUAUUAAAGUGCCUUUCUUUGUAUUACUUCAUUAUCAGUGACCAU